Molecule: messenger RNA, 1285 nt
Organism: Scophthalmus maximus (turbot)
Lineage: Eukaryota; Metazoa; Chordata; Actinopteri; Pleuronectiformes; Scophthalmidae
Product: eukaryotic translation initiation factor 4E-binding protein 2
Exons: 3
Coding region: 319-660 (113 amino acids)
Biological process (GO): negative regulation of translational initiation
Cellular component (GO): cytoplasm
Molecular function (GO): eukaryotic initiation factor 4E binding
Source: RefSeq, a predicted model, not a curated record
CGCCUCGGGAGCCUUUUCCCCCGCAGCCUGUCGGAGUGUUGUUUUGUUUGCAUGUGGCGGGUGAGUGAGGAGAAGAGGAUCGUGGGCUCGGGUCCUCGUAACAAAGAACCUGAACACUGUCUGAGUGUGUGUGAGUGAGACUGCAUGUUGUAAUGUGACCACCUUGCAUCGUUUGCACUCAAGAGAAGGGGUUUAUUUUGUCCUAGUCUGAAAGUGCCCAAUCAGAAUCUCCCACGGGCUCGGAGCGGCUCCGUUGUUCACACUUUCUGCCUGUUCGGUGUCAUUGAGCUAGUUUGAGUUUAUCUUAGCCGAGAGAAGAUGUCCACCGACUGCCAGCAGACCACUGCCAAGGCCAUCCCGUCGACCAGGAGGGUGACCGUCAACGACGCGGAGCACAUGCCCCACGACUACUCCACUACUCCCGGGGGGACCCUGUUCAGCACGACCCCCGGUGGUACCAGGAUCAUCUACGACCGAAAGUUCCUGCUGGAUCGUCGCAGCUCUCCGGUGGCCAAGACUCCUCCACGAGGUCUGCCCAAAAUUCCAGGGGUGACCAGUCCUCCCUCCAAAGACACCAGCAAUGGAGAACUACUGAACAACAACGUCACUGCAACUGACCGCAACACUGGUGACGACGCGCAGUUUGAAAUGGACAUCUAGUUGGUGCCGAAUGAGUAUUAAGAUGUCAGACCUGCCGACAUGACGCCGUGAAGAAAGGUUCUAGAGCACCUUCUCUUUUCCCAUCAUUCAUUCCAGAAAGACAGAAGCUCACUUCCAGCAUCCACAGUGUCUUAGGGUCUUCAAGUCUGUCUUGGUCAGUCUUGUUGAAACGUUUUGGCAAGAACAAAUCUGUAAUCAAGCCUUUUCUGCCUGCCUGAAGGUUUAUACCUGAUUUAAUGUGUGACAAGUGUGCCUUCCUGCAGAGGUUACAAGUCUGAAAUCAACAUUAGGAAGUACUUAUUACCAACAGAGCCUCAUCCCUCACUAGUGAGAGACAAUAAUGAAAGGUUUAAAGAUCCAAUUUUCUGAAUUUGUAAACAUUCCAAAAAAUUUGAUGUGCUUUAAUUUCCACAAAUUGCUCGACACCCUUCAGAUAUUGCCUUGAUUAUGUUCAAAUUACCGUAUAAGCUCAUGUAGGGUUGCAUGGUGCUCUUUAAGUUUGAAGAAGUACUUCACCUGAAGUGUCAUACUGAGAAUGUAAAACUGAAUUUUGUUCAUGAAAUUUUGAAACUGAUUUCCACACGGUUUGUAGAGUGACGAAAACCAUUAAAGCAAACAAGACUUA